AUGGCAGAGGUCAACGCAUCCUUUCUUGGCGAGAGCAAUGCUUCGCUCAUUUAUAUUCCUUGUGGCGUGUUUUUUGUCUUGUCGCCACUUCUUGUUGGUACUCGCUUGUGGUCGCGCAUGAGGAACGGUGGAAGUCUUGGUGCUGAUGACUACACCAUCAUGGCGUCCGCUACAUUUGCCAUCGCGUCGAGUGCCAUUAUGAUUAUCUCGUGCUAUUACGGCUACGGAAGACACCGCGGAGUCUUGACGAGCCCCAACCUGGCUGACACACUCAAGUACUUCUAUAUCUGCCAAAUCACUUACAAGGCAUCCAUCAAUCUCACCAAGUCCUCGAUUCUUCUACUCUAUGUUCGUAUAUUUGGUGGCAUACGAUGGUUCAAGCGGGUGUGCAUUGGUCUCAUCACCAUCAUCGCCCUUUAUUGUAUCGCCUCGGUCCUCGCAACCAUCUUCCAGUGCUCACCGGUGCGCAAGGCCUGGGAAAAGGAAGCGCAAGGGCAGUGUAUCAACAAUGGCCAGUUUUGGUACGCCAAUGGGGGCUUCUCCAUCGCAACGGACAUGAUCAUUCUCGUCCUUCCAAUGCCACUUGUAUAUGCAUUACACGCACCAAGAGUACAGAAAGCUGCUCUGAUGUUGGUCUUUGCUCUGGGAAUUUUCGUCGUUGUCACCUCCUGCCUGAGACUUACCACCAUCAACAUCCAGGCAAUCAGUCCUGAUCCCACCUACGACAUAGCCUCGACGAUGUGGACGAUAAUCGAAAUGAACGUGGCCAUAAUGUGCGCAUGCUUGCCGCAAAUACGACCGCUCAUGCUGAAAAUGUUUCCGAGACUCAUGCCAGGAUCAUACUCCAAUGAACGAUCUGAACGGCCUCCGCAGGUUACCUACUUCAAUGAACAUGCAAAGGCGGAUCCUUCGAGCAGCGAGGACAGCCGAUGGGCGCAUAUUGAAGGCAGAGACGGCAUCCACCUCUCCAAUCUAGCAAAUGUUCGCAAAGGCGAUGGGAGCUCUGAGGAGUACAUCCUUCAGGAUGAUAAGACCAUUCACAAGACAGUGAACUAUAGUGUCGAGUACUCGAAGAAACGCUCUAAGGACACCUUGAACUCAAUGGUCUAG
Neoarthrinium moseri is the source of this 1110-nucleotide messenger RNA. RefSeq lists its product as uncharacterized. Lineage: Eukaryota; Fungi; Ascomycota; Sordariomycetes; Amphisphaeriales; Apiosporaceae. The coding region runs from base 1 to 1110 and encodes 369 amino acids. The record is from RefSeq and is a predicted model, not a curated record. The transcript has 3 exons.